AUGGCUGCGGCUAACGCUCCGAUCGCUAUGAGGGAGGCCCUUACGGAGCUUGCGAGUUUGGAAUUGAAGGAGAACGAGGAAGAGUCGGUUUUGAAAUCGGAUUUGGAGGAGAAGAAAAAAGAAAAGGAAGAAGAGAAGGUUGAGCAAAAGAUUGUUGAUAGGGAUUUGAGUGCAGACGAAAUGGGGAGCUGGAAUGGAAGUGAUGAUGGAAAUGAGAAUGUGAAUGAGGAUGGGUAUGGGUAUGGGUAUGGGUAUGGGUAUGGGAAUGGGAGUGAGAAUGAGAAUGAAAAUGAGGAUGAGGAUAGGAAGAGAGAAGUAGAAGAGAACGAUGAUGAAGAUGGUGGAGUGGGGGAAAAUAAGAGUGGAAAUGAGACUAAAAAUGGCAGUGAAGUAAAUAAUGGUAGCAGUGAGAUGGAUAAGAAGAAUGGGUAUGGUGGUGGUAUUUGA
This is a messenger RNA of Humulus lupulus (European hop), 447 nucleotides long. RefSeq names its product DNA polymerase II subunit B4-like. The record is from RefSeq and is a predicted model, not a curated record. Bases 1 to 447 code for a protein of 148 amino acids. NCBI's taxonomy places the organism in Eukaryota, Viridiplantae, Streptophyta, Magnoliopsida, Rosales, Cannabaceae. The transcript has 2 exons.